Molecule: messenger RNA, 459 nt
Organism: Brassica oleracea var. oleracea
Lineage: Eukaryota; Viridiplantae; Streptophyta; Magnoliopsida; Brassicales; Brassicaceae
Exons: 1
Coding region: 1-459 (152 amino acids)
Source: RefSeq, a predicted model, not a curated record
AUGUCCAGCUUUAAAAUCCCGGUCUCUCUAUGCAAAAGAAUCCAGUCCAUUCUCACUAGAUUUUGGUGGGAUAGUUCCCCAGAUAAGAGGAAGAUUGCGUGGGUGGCUUGGAGUGGAAUGGCCAAACAUACAUACUUGGGAGGUCUUGGAUUCAAGAAAAUAGAAGAUUACAAUGACUCCCUAAUGGGAAAGCUCAGCUGGCACAUCUUCUGUAAUCCGAACUCUCUUCUUGCCCAAGUUUUGAAAGGCAAAUACUUUCCAGAUGAACCCUUUUUAGAUAGUGUGGAGAAAUCAGGUUCCUCUCAUGGGUGGUCUAGUAUUUUGGCGGGGAAGGAAGUUUUAAAGAAGGGUCUGGGCUACAUUAUUGGAAAUGGAGAAACUAUCAAAGUCUGGUCGGAUCAUUGCCUCUCCACUUCAGAGCCUGUAGUUCCGAUAGGGCCACCAACGUUUGACAAUUAG